Molecule: messenger RNA, 1873 nt
Organism: Trifolium pratense (red clover)
Lineage: Eukaryota; Viridiplantae; Streptophyta; Magnoliopsida; Fabales; Fabaceae
Product: isoleucine N-monooxygenase 1-like
Exons: 2
Coding region: 65-1678 (537 amino acids)
Molecular function (GO): monooxygenase activity; oxidoreductase activity, acting on paired donors, with incorporation or reduction of molecular oxygen; iron ion binding
Source: RefSeq, a predicted model, not a curated record
CAUAUUGUUCCUUUGUUUGAGUGCCUUGCUUAUUGUUUUGUUUGAAAAUCCAUUUUACAAAGCCAUGAGUUACACUCCUACAUUCCUCUUCCUACUUCCCCUAUCCUUUUGGCAUCUUUUCCUUGUAAUGUUUUUUGGCUUUAUGGUAAUCAAAAUCAUAAGACACAUCUUAAUUGCAAACACUAUUAAUAAAGCCAAACUUCCACCAGGUCCCAAACCAUGGCCUAUAGUUGGUAAUCUUCCUGAAAUGCUAGCAAACAAACCUGCAACUAGGUGGAUACACAAAGUGAUGGAAGAAUUGAACACCGAAAUAGCAUGUAUCCGUCUAGGAAAUGUCCAUGUUAUCCCCGUUACUUGUCCCAUCAUUGCCCUUGAAUUCAUUAGAAAACAUGAUGCUGCUUUUGCAUCAAGACCAAUAUCAAUUUCCACUGAUAUCAUAAGCAAAGGUUUCUUGACAACAGCUGUUACACCCUUUGGGGAACAAUGGAAAAAAAUGAAGAAAAUAUUUGUUAAUGAAUUGUUCUCCCCCCACAAACAUCAAUGGCUCGCAGACAAAAGGAACGAAGAAGCUGAUAAUCUCAUGUUUUAUGUCUACAACAAAUGCAAAAUUGCGGAUGAUGAUGAUGGUCUUGUGAAUGUUCGUAUUGUUGCACAACAUUAUUGUUGUAAUUUGAUGAGGAAAUUGUUUUUUAAUACAAGAUACUUUGGACAAGGUAGGAAUGAUGGAGGUCCUGGUUUUGAGGAAGUGGAAUAUGUAGAUGCCAUGCUCACAUUGCUUAGGUAUGUUUUUGCCUUUUGUGUUUCUGAUUACAUGCCAUUGUUGAGGGGACUUGACAUUGAUGGUCAUGAGAGAAAGGUGAAAGAUGCUAUGAGUAUUGUGAACAAGUAUAAUGAUCCAAUCAUUGAAAGGAGAAUUGAAAAAUGGAAAGAUGGAUCAAAGACUAGUGCUGCUGAUGCAGAGGACUUGCUUGAUAUUUUAAUCUCUCUCAAAGAUGCCAACAACAAACCAUUAUUGACAUCAGAGGAAAUCAAGGCUCAAACUCUAGAACUUUUUCUGGGAGGAGUGGAUAAUCCAUCAUAUGCAGCUGAAUUUGCAAUAGCAGAAAUGAUAAAUCAACCAGAUUUACUUCAACGAGCCACCGAAGAAUUGGACAGUGUGGUAGGAAAAGAAAGACUACUCCAAGAAUCAGAUAUUCCAAACCUCAACUAUGUGAAAGCGUGUGCAAGAGAAGCUUUUCGUCUUCAUCCCAUUACAAUUUUUAAUCCUCCCCAUGUUGCUAUGGACAACAUAAAGGUUGGUAAUUACAUGAUCCCAAAAGGUAGCCAUGUACUUCUAAGCAAGCAAGGACUCGGUCGAAAUCCAAAAAUUUGGAAUGAACCUUACAAGUUUAAACCAGAACGACAUCUAAAAAAUGAUGGGUCUAUGGUUGUUUUGGCGGAACCAGAUUUAAAGUUCAUAUCAUUUAGUACCGGAAGGCGUGGUUGUCCUGGAAAUGUGCUUGGAACCACAAUGACAAUAAUGUUAUUGGGUAGGUUGCUCCAUGGCUUCAAUUGGAGUGGACCUCCUAAUGUAUCAACCAUUGAUCUUCUCAAGUAUUCUAAUGGUGAUAGAUACCUUGGAGGGCCACUUGUGGCAAUAGCAAAGCCAAGAUUGGCAGUCGAAUUGUAUCAUCCAUAAAACAUUUGAAAUAAUUAAUAAGGCAGUAAUAAUUUAGUUAAUAAGGGGAAAUGAAUCAAUAAAAAAUGUACUUCAUGUAGUCAUUAUAUUGUUAAAAGGGCUCAAAUGUUGAGUCAUGGGUAUUUGAUGUUAAUAAGGGGGAAUGAAAUAAUAUUGUUAUAUAUUUGAUGUUCUCAUAUAUGGUCUGAAUAUAUA